GCCCUCUGAUGCAGCUGGGCGCUUCCUCGCCGCCCCUUGAGCCUUUGAUAUUGCGACAGCGCCGCACACCUUAACUGCUCCGAGUUCCGAGACCCGCCGCCAUGUCGACUAUGAUCACGUUUGCCGCCAACAACGAGUUCUUCCGGAAGCGGAAGAGAGUUCAUCGGGCAUGUGAAGCUUGCAAGAAGCGCAGAAAGCGCUGCAGCCAUACAUUUGAUGAUGAUGUAACUCUUGACACCACUACCGAGAGUCCUCCUGAUGGUCGGCCCCCAACAACUGACCCUGGAACCUCGCGGACGGACCACUCCGGCCAUUCUGGAGAUAUUCCAUCGCAUUUCAACGAACUCACUCCUGAUUCAGGGAACGAGCAACGACACAGCCCCCAAAUCCCACUAGAGAAUGUCAGACCCGCGACGCCACCAAGUUUUGUAGGCUAUCUCAAUCCAGAGGCCGUUCUUCGGGAAGAGAUCCACGCCCGUGGACAACCUCCCGCUGCGCAUUGCGUUCCACUGGGACAGUGGGUCCAAGGUCGAGAGAACGAACGAGAACCUGAAUUUGGAAGUCGACCUGGCCCACCUGACACGCCGAUCAAUGACACCAGUCUCCCGUCAUCCAAGUCAGUGGUAAUUCAAGCAGCAUUGCAAAACUAUCUAGAUGCCAUCGGAGUAUCCAUCGUACCAAAUCGAGAAAAUCAGCAAGCUUUACUCCGUAUUUAUUUCACCUACGUGCAGCCUCUUUUGCCGAUAUUGGACGAGAAACUCUUUCUAGCAAGAUACGCCAACGACACCGAGUCACGAACGUUGCUCCAAGCCAUCUUCAUUGUAGCGUCCAAGCAUGUCGAAGCCCGACCACAUCUAAUUCUGUCCGAUGAUCCACGUCUUCUCAACCCUAGAGAGUUCUCCCAGAGGCUUUACACGUCCGUCGUCACUUCGAUAGAGGCGAAACUGGAGACCAAUCGUAUCGUGCUUGUCCAGGUGUUAGCCCUGAUUUCAUUACACUGCGAAGGACCUGACGGAGCCGAGGAAUCCUCCAUGCAUUUAGCCCAGGCGAUUCAUCAUGCACACACCUUUGGCCUCCAUUUUGGCCGUCAGUGGAAGCAUACAAGAGACGAGCACUCCGACAGCCAUAACGAUAUCUUUUGGUGUCUUUGGAGUCUCGACAAAAUCAACGCUUGCAUCAACGGAAGGCCUUUGAUUAUGAAUGAUGCCGACAACGGCCUCACUAAGAUUCCAACUGAGAUGGACAAGGAGAAACGCCAAAGCCCUUUUGGAGUUUGGCUCCAGAUAUCUAAGAUGUUGGACAAAGUCAUUGACUUUUAUCGUCCUGGUGUAGACCCUGCGGUGACCGGAUGGGAAGACGACGACUUCUUAGGUUUCGAGGAGUUGGUUGGUGAUGGAGAGGAUAGACUUGAAGGUCCGAUGAUAACUCUGUUGUCCCUAUUCCACCACUCGAUGGCGAUGGCUUCUCAUAAAUCGCUCUCGAUCAACGACCCGGUUAGAGCAACAGGCUCGAACGUUCGGCAGAGCCUAUCAGCGACUCGCGUGAUAUCAAUUCUGACCAGCGAGCCUCCUGAAUCUCUGCCACCUUUACCAAUAGUACCAUACGCUCUGUCUCUAGCGAUGAGCGUAGUCUAUCGACAUUGGCGACAGCGGCGGCUUAAGAUGCAUCGAAAUCGUGCGAAGGAAGAACUCAAGCAAUGUGUCAAGAUCUUGAACCGCCUCCGAACAGCGUGGUGGUCCGCAGGCGCCAUGGCUGACCUAGGCAUGGCAGCCUUGAGUAAUGACGAGCGAAAUAGCAGCAGGCCUAGAUCCAUACAGCCGUCGACUGGAUCAGCGCAGAAGAGCAAUGCCACCUCCGCAAAUCCCGCAAGCUCGGCAUCAAAUCAGCAGCAAACGCACUCGAACCAUUCAGUUGACUCACGCCUCAACAACUCAGCGCCGACUCCUUUGAUGAAUUACAACAUGAACACUCCAGUUCAGAUGCCUGGCCAGCAUCCUAUCAGCAGCGAGCGUGCGGAACAAUUCCCAAUGAAUGAUUUCGACUUUACCGACUCCUCCCCCGACUGGCUGAACUUUGAUACUGCUUUCGAAAACUUUGAUACCCUACUAGGCAGUUCAGGCGCUGAUCUUUCAAACGAGCUCUUCAAGCCGUUCAAUUACGAAGGGUUUGAUUUCCUGGACUCAACGACUUCGUGAUUUGGGGCCAACUUUGUUUCACUAUUGAUGUACAUAUAUUGGGCCGGGCCGUUAUAGUUCACAGGAUUCAGAUUGACUUUCUACAUUACUGCAAAACCUGAGAAGGGCAUCGGAAAAGUCCCAGCGACUGCAGAAUGCCAAAAUGAAUCGAGCAGCGGAACGUAUUCUUUGUAUACACAGGCGAGCUUGGCCAAUGUUCAAAAUAACUGAUGGCAUCCAUAAUAGAGAUACCUCACUAGC
Mytilinidion resinicola is the source of this 2435-nucleotide messenger RNA. RefSeq lists its product as uncharacterized. Lineage: Eukaryota; Fungi; Ascomycota; Dothideomycetes; Mytilinidiales; Mytilinidiaceae. Bases 102 to 2195 code for a protein of 697 amino acids. The record is from RefSeq and is a predicted model, not a curated record. The transcript has 5 exons. Gene Ontology annotation, biological process: regulation of DNA-templated transcription; DNA-templated transcription. Gene Ontology annotation, molecular function: zinc ion binding; DNA-binding transcription factor activity, RNA polymerase II-specific; DNA binding.